Molecule: messenger RNA, 1464 nt
Organism: Schistocerca americana (American grasshopper)
Lineage: Eukaryota; Metazoa; Arthropoda; Insecta; Orthoptera; Acrididae
Exons: 3
Coding region: 65-1282 (405 amino acids)
Molecular function (GO): protein binding
Source: RefSeq, a predicted model, not a curated record
AGGAAACUUUGUGCGCUGCACCUUUACGUUCUUUUUGAAUUUGUAUUUUGAAAGCUACCUGAAAAUGGAUAUGGACACCACAAAAAUAAUCCGAUGGCUGGCCUUACUGUCACUAUGCAUAUCUGCAUGCAGCACAACAGUGAAUCUGUCGUGCCACACGUAUCCUACACCAGAAUUUAGGGACAAGUGUAUAGAAUGUUCUGGUAUGCAGGUGAAGGCUGUGCCGAAACUACUGCCCAGUAACCUGGAGUUGCUACUAAUGACUGGUACAGCCAUCACGUUUGUGGACAACAGAACCUUUGAGAGGUCCCAAUUGCCGGAGCUAAAGUUCCUGUACAUGACUGCUGGUGUGCUGACCGGUGUCGGGGCCCACGCCUUCUGCUCCUUGCCGGCCCUGAGAAUGCUCUACUUGGACAACAACCGGUUGGAGAUUCUAAAUGAACUGAGUUUCAGCUGCAACCAGAAUUUAACAUUUGUAAGCCUGCAGAACAAUCGCAGCCUUUUCAAGUUGCCACGUCUCUUUAGCCCUUCAGUGGAAACGCUGAUGCUAGAAAACUGCAGCCUAACGAGCAUCGACGUUGCUACCGUGGAGGGUAUGACCGCCCUCAAGGUUCUGUCUUUGACUGGAAAUCGAGGUCUCCAAUGCGACUUCGUGAAAGCGCAGUUUAAGCAAGCUCGACCGGAUCUACAGGUCAUCUGCGAAGAUUCCGCUGGAGAUACCCUUUCCUCUGUUUUCCCUAGUGACGAAGAAAGAACUUCAGAAAAGUCACUCUACGAGCCACAUUCCACCAUCAAUAAUACGAAGAGUAUCAUUGAUGACGAAAAAACCACUUCGGAAAAAUCAUUCACAGAGUCAGAUUUCACCAUCAAAAAUACGAAGAACAUCACUGGUGACGAAAAACACACUUCAGAACAAUCACUCACAGAGUCAGAUUUCACCAUCAAUACGAAGAACAUCACUGAUGACGAAAAACACAAUUCAGAAAAAUCACUCACAGAGUCAGAUUCGGCUAUCGGGAAAACGAUAAAAGAUAACACUGACGAUAUAAAACGCAAUGAGUCAGAUAUCGACAGGAAGAACAAGGAAAAAGAUACCAAUGCGAAUACUGCAUUUGGUAAUUCGCUAAAACCGGUUAUUGUAAUAAUUAUCACAAUUAUUGUAAUACCUAUAAUUAUUUUAGUUGUGUUCUGUGUAUACAGGUAUAGAAACAGGCAUAGAAACUCUGUGCAAAAAUCACAAUCAGAUGACCCUUCUGAACAACCCUUGAAUGAAAUCGCAUAGGGAACCUGCCUGUUGUGUAUCGAUGCAACGUGCCCACGAGAAGGUGCAGCAGAGACUAGACACUCGCUGCAGGCAAGAACCUAUAAACACAGAAAACUGUCACCAGUCACGUUUUUUAAAUAUUUAUUUAUUCUUAUAAUCUAGUUUUUGAAGCUUUUGAAGCUAACCUUCAGAUGAGACAC